This is a messenger RNA of Penicillium nucicola, 1647 nucleotides long. Its product is annotated as tannase and feruloyl esterase. NCBI's taxonomy places the organism in Eukaryota, Fungi, Ascomycota, Eurotiomycetes, Eurotiales, Aspergillaceae. The transcript has 4 exons. The record is from RefSeq and is a predicted model, not a curated record. Bases 1 to 1647 code for a protein of 548 amino acids.
AUGUGGAUUCAAAAAGUGGCAGUUGUUGCGUCCUUGGUGGGAUGCAUGUCGGCGGCUGCAACGUCGGCCAACCAUGCCAAAUGCAAAACAUCCACGUUCCAAGGGUUCAUCAAUGCAAAUGGCACCAAUGCAGUCGUCCAAUCUGUGACAUACAUCCCUGAAAAUGGCGCUUUCAACCCCAUGAACUAUACUUCCUCCACGGAAUACCCCACCAAGCUCCCCGAGUCGUGUGCCGUUCAGGUGAAUGUUGCCUCUGAGGGGAACUCAAGCUAUCUAAUUGGAAUGAUCCUGCCAUAUGAUUGGAAUGGUCGUCUGCUUUCAGCUGCCGCCGGAGGGGGUAUCAAUUGGGUGGAUAUGGGCACUGGAAACCAUUAUGGAUUCGCCACUCUAUCCAGCAAUCUUGGCCACACAGGUAUCGAUACCACCGGAACCUGGGCAAUUGGUAGACCAGAAGCCGUGAUCGACUGGGGCCACAGAGCGUGGCAUGGAACAACUAUCCUGGGGAAGCUUUUGAUCAACCAAUGGUACGGCUCCGCCGCCGAGUACAGCUACUUCUACGGAUGCUCAACCGGCGGACGACAGAGCAUGAAGAAUAUGCAGAUGUAUCCUGAGGACUAUGACGGUGUGAUUGCUGGUGCGCCUGCAUGGUGGACAACCCACCAGCAACUGUGGAAUCUGAAACAAACAACCUAUCAGGCACCCGCAAAUUCGUCCCAUACGAUCCCCGAGAAGAUGUUCGACAUUUUGGCCGCAGAAGUGAUCAAACAAUGUGAUCCACAAGAUGGCCUCAGUGACAAUAUCAUCUCGGACCCGCGGGGCUGCAAUUUCAAUGCUAAUACUUUGGCUUGUAAUGCGACUAGCUUGACGGAUGAAUGCCUCACUGCUGACCAGCUCACUACAUUGCACAAGCUGUACAAUGAUUGGGUCGAUGUGAAUCAAACAUUCGUGUAUGGUCACUUGUGGCUGGGCAGUGAGGCGUCAUGGUUACUGGGAAAUGUUGGACUGGGCGAGAAUAGCACAAUCGAACAGCAGUACUGGUAUCCUCGAGAUCUCAUGGGUCUUGGGGAUAGCUUUUCCUGGCAGGACCUCGACUAUAGCACUGUCCAGCUCGCCGAGAGAUUGAACCCUGGAAAUGCGACCGCGGACAAGUUUGACAUCAGCGACUUCCAGAAGCGCGGCGGCAAGUUCCUUCAUUACCAUGGGCUGUCAGAUGCCUAUGUCUCCCCAGAUGCCAGUAUCUAUUACUACGACCAGGCCUCCAGUGCCGUGGAGCCCCAAGGAAUCGAGAUGGAUGAUUUCUAUCGCCUGUUUCUCAUCCCUGGAAUGGAACACUGUCUUUCCACCCCUGACAACAUGAAUGCUCCCUGGUACAUCGCCGGUCCAGACCAAGCUGCAACAAUCAAUACUGGAACCUACAGCACUCCUGGAUAUCGAGACUCGCGCCACGACAUUGUUCUAGCGAUGAUGGCUUGGGUCGAGAACGGAACUGCACCCAAUGAAAUUGUCGCUACAAAGUGGAAGAACGAUACGACGGCCGACGAAGUUUUGCGCCAGCGUCCUAUUUGCCACUACCCUUACCAGGCAAAGUAUAAUGGCAAGGGCGACCAGAACGACGCGGGAAGUUGGACUUGCAAAAUGCUGUAUUGA